AUGGCGUUCGAGCUUUCAAACUUCUUUGGUGAUCCGUUUGCUAUAUCAACGGUUACCUUCGGCGUGAUCUCAUGGAUUGUGGCCAUAGCUGGAGCAGCAGCUGGCCCCCAGUCCAAUUUUCCAAGGUUUACAUGGUGGGGACUUGUCUAUGAGGCAUUGAUAAUUAUAGCAAUCUUCUUGCUAUACUUGAAUAACACCAUAGAGCUUUACAAGUUCACCUUGGUCGGGUUGCUCUCAUGCGCCUUUUUGUACACAUCAAAUUCUGUGAGCCAGCUUGUGUACCUGUCCGACUCAGCAUACUUGUGUUGUGCCGCUGGCUGUAUAAUGUUAUCCAUUCUUAACUUUAUUUGGAUCUUGUACUUUGGUGGUCACCCGGAAUCCCCAACUAACCAGUUUAUUGACUCCUUCUCCUUGAAAUCGCAUCUGCACAAUCAUGGUCACUUGCCUUCCUCGGAGAAUAACCCACGUAGUCUGAACCAUCGUGUGUCUUCACGUCACGCCGGUACUACUCUUGAUGGUGGAGAUGACGAAUACAAGUACAUCUCGCCAGUUAACUUACCAAGCGGUGCUAACACCACUGCUGCUGGCCAGCAUCUUGACAACCAGGCUCAAUUGAGACAAUCUCAAUUAACGACCACCCAAAAAUCUUCCACCACUCCGUACGUAUCAUCAAGCCAAUUGAACGGAUUGGAAAACUUCUCAACUUCUGACGUACACAAGACCAGAGGUGGUGAAGUCGCUGCCAACGCAAACUCUCAUAGCACCGGUAACGGAAACAGGCAUACGAUUUACAACGACGCCCAAUCCCAAACAGACAUACCAGGGAUCACAUUCCGCUAUAAGGCCAAGGCAUUGUAUAGCUAUGAGGCUAAUCCAGACGAUAUUAAUGAAAUUUCUUUUGUUAAAGAUGAGAUAUUGGAGGUCGAUGAUAUAGACGGAAAGUGGUGGCAAGCCAGGAGAACAAAUGGACAAGUUGGUAUUUGUCCCUCGAAUUACGUCAAGCUUUUAGAUUAA
Dujonia railenensis is the source of this 1014-nucleotide messenger RNA. The record is from the annotation of a GenBank genome assembly. Lineage: Eukaryota; Fungi; Ascomycota; Pichiomycetes; Serinales; Debaryomycetaceae.